Messenger RNA from Centruroides sculpturatus (bark scorpion), 1599 nucleotides. RefSeq lists its product as uncharacterized. Bases 72 to 1427 code for a protein of 451 amino acids. Lineage: Eukaryota; Metazoa; Arthropoda; Arachnida; Scorpiones; Buthidae. The transcript is spliced from 10 exons. The record is from RefSeq and is a predicted model, not a curated record.
UUAAAAGUAAAGAAAAGACUUUUAAUGUAGAAAAAAAUAAACAAUGGAACGUACAAAGAGUGGAUGCGGAUAUGCCUCAAUCAAAUAUAAUUAAAAGAGACACCUCAGAAACAGCGACACAAGAACCUAACAAAACUGAUGACGUUAACAAGGAAGAAAAAAAGGAGGAAGGAACGCCAACAGCUUGGAUUGCAGCCAUUGUCAUUAAUGGAAUUUUGGUUUUAUUAUUCAUUGGUUUUGUAAUUUACUGCUACUGUAAAAGUAAACAAAGUUUGCACACUCAUUGCAAAGCUAGGCAAGAAGGAAGCGAUCGAUUAUUAUCAGGAAAUUCUAGUAUUCAUAUGAUGGAAAAGAAUUUCGAUGGAGAACCCGAUAGGAUGUAUAAUGAAAAAGCUGCUAAUCUGUCGGGAAACGAGAAGGCUGCCCUGCUCGAUCAUUCGGUGUUUACCGUAGAGGACGAGAAGAGAAGGCUGGAGGACGAGGCGGACAGAUACUCGACACCAAUCAGUGGGAGAAACUCUUCCCGUGAUCCACGUUGUACAUGUGGUACCCUAGAUUGCUGUUGCAAUCAAAGAGAUAAUCCGCCUUACGAAUCCAGAUACGGUAGUGCCCCACAUUCGGCUAGACAAUUUCCUCAACAUGAGGAAGAAGAAGAAAAGGAAUUUGCUUACGACGAGCAGAGGCAGAAUGAAGUCGAGGAUGUAUGGAAGCCUCCUAGCAGAACAUAUUCUGCUAGUAGUAGAAAUGCUAUGAACGAUGCUGACUAUUUACCCGGAGCAAUAAGUCCCAUUGACGACGUUGAAGAAUCAGUAAGACCACCACCUACACCAGUCGUCAAUCCUACUCCUAUUAUUCCUCCCAAAAUCCAACCAAAACCCGAUAGAAAAUAUUACGUUUACAUGGUAACCGACGAAUACGGUUCUAGAGAAUGCAUCGGAUUUAUCAAAAUAAAAGACGAUAAUGAAACGACAUUAAGGGAUUUGAGAGAAAAAAUUGAAAAUGCCGAACCAGUCAUUACAGAAGUUAUUGGAAAAGAUUAUAAUUUUGUCACUGAAGAUUUUCAAGACAUCACAUAUCAAGAAGGUUCUUUAUAUGCACAUCGUGUAUAUCCAUCUCAAGGAAUUAAUAUUAAGUUAGUUAAAGAAGAACCAUCCUAUAACAGUUAUUCAGAUCAUAACAAUUUAAAUAAUCACAAUAAUUAUGAUAAUAAGCCCAAAAAACCAUCAGUUAGAAGAACAGAUUCGAAAAGAAAACCCCCACCUUAUGUUGGGCCACUUGGUAUGUGUGGUUCCUCCGACUGUGAUAAACCAGCGCGAAUAAAAUGCCUAGAUUGUAACAGCAUAGCAUAUUGCAGCACUCGAUGUAUGAGGUUAGAUGGCCCUAAUCACAAAAAAUCAUGCUAUAUAAAAGAAGAAAAUGUAUUUUAAAAGAAACAGAUGUGUUUUGAUCUUCGUAAGGUAGCCGUGAAUGGAUUGUUUAAAAUGUUUUGUGGCUCCGCAAAAGUUUGAAGUUGGACAGCCCUUUUUUUACACGAUCACUAUCAAUCACAUGAUGUAUUUUAAAUGUUUUUCAAUAAAGGAUUUUUUGCGGCAUGUACAU